Messenger RNA from Dromaius novaehollandiae (emu), 3107 nucleotides. Its product is annotated as amine oxidase [copper-containing] 3-like. Gene Ontology annotation, cellular component: plasma membrane. Bases 198 to 2483 code for a protein of 761 amino acids. NCBI's taxonomy places the organism in Eukaryota, Metazoa, Chordata, Aves, Casuariiformes, Dromaiidae. The transcript has 4 exons. Gene Ontology annotation, molecular function: primary methylamine oxidase activity; quinone binding; copper ion binding. Gene Ontology annotation, biological process: amine metabolic process. The record is from RefSeq and is a predicted model, not a curated record.
UUUAUGGCUUCCAGCAAAUCCUAGGCAUGUCUGAGGACAUCCCCCUCUGGCCCUGCACCCUCCCUGCAAGCUCAUCCGGGCUGUUCCCUAUCCAAAAAACAGAGGAAAAAAACAAAACAGGCCCCUUCUGCUGGCAGGUCACUCCGUGAGGGUUUUGCAGCUGGGAGCCAGCGCGAGCACUCAGUGCUGCGGCAGACAUGAACGUGAAAACCGUGCUCAUCCUCCUCGUUCUGGCUUUGGCCACGAUAUUCGCCCUGGUCUGUGUGCUGCUGACCAGGGGAAGGGCUCCCAGCAUCUGCCAGCACCAGCGCCCGGAGCAGGAGGACACUGACGACGGCCAGAGCCUGGUUUUUGCUGAUCUGAGCCCGGAAGAAAUGGUCCAGGUGGUGCGGUACCUGCAGGAAAACCUCGGGGUGCCGCUGGUGGACGCCUCGCGUGCUUUGCCCUCCGACAACUGCAUCUCCUCGGUCGACGUGCAGGUCCCCGCCAAGGCGGAGGUGCUGCGGUUCCUGGACGGCGGGGGGCCCCGCCCCGCGCGGGAGGCGCUGGCCGUCCUGUACUUGGGUAACCAGCCGGACCCCAACAUCACCGAGUACGUGGUGGGUCCGCUGCCGACGCCGACCUACCACUGGGACGUCACGGUGCAGAAGUACGGGGGGAAGGUGCCGUACCACCGCCGCCCCGUUACCGCCAAGGAGUACGCGGACAUCGACGCGCUCCUGCGGCAGGAGCUGCGCCGGGCGCCGCGCUUCCUCGACGCCUGCUGCGAGUCGGACGGCAGCGACCUGGCUGCGCUCACUGCCGCCCCCCGCGGUUUCCAGUCCGGCGACCGCGACACCUGGUUCGUCUUCUUCCAGGCCGUGCCCGGCACCGGCUUCUUCCUCUCGCCGGUGGGGCUGGAGGUGCUGGUGGACCACGGGGACCUCGACGUCUCCCGCUGGCGCCUGCGCCAGGUCUUCUACAACGGCAGGUACUUCGCCAGCGUGGGGGCACUGGAGGCCGAGUUCACGGCCGGCUCGCUGCCCGUGGUCCGGAUCGAGAAGCCCGCGGCGGCAACGCUGGGCUCGAUGCGUCCCCAGCGCCCGCCCGGCCCCCCCGCGCCGCUGUCCUACGAGCCCCAGGGUCCCCGCUACCGCGUCCACCGCAACCGCGUCACCUUCCAGGGCUGGAGCUUCGCCUUCGGCAUGAGCCCCAGCUCCGGCCCCCGCCUCUUCGACGUGCGCUUCCGCGGCGAGCGGCUGCUCUACGAGCUGAGCCUGCAGGAGGCCUUGGCCCUCUACGGCUCCAACUGCCCCGGCGGCAUGUCGACCCGCUACCUCGACGGCAGCUUCGGCAUCGGCCGCUUUGCCUACGAGCUGGUGCGGGGCGUCGACUGCCCCUACCUGGCCGCCUACGUGGACCGGCACUACCUGGCCGAGGCGGACGCCCCCCGCGCCAACCGCGCCUCGCUGUGCGUCUUCGAGCACGACGCGGCGCUCCCGCUGCGCCGCCACUUCUCCGACGCCCACUCGGCCUACUACGGCGGGCUGCGGCGGACCGCCCUGGUCCUCCGCGCCGUCUCCACCCUCAUCAACUACGACUACGUCUGGGACUUCUUGUUCUACGCCAGCGGGGCGCUGGAGGUGCGGGCGCACGCCACCGGCUACAUCAGCUCCUCCUUCCUCCACGGCCGAGGCACCGACUACGGCAACAGGGUCGGGCCGCACACGCUGGGCACCAUGCACCUCCACCACUUCCACUACAAGGCGGACCUGGACGUCGGCGGGCAGCCGAACUGGCUGGAGACCCAGGACAUGGAGUACGAGCUGGUGCGGGACCCCUGGAGCGGGCGGCACACCGUGGAGCGGCCGGUGCUGCGCAAGGCGCGCCCGCAGCGGGAGGACGAGGCGGCCUUCCCCCUGGGCGGGCGCCUGCCCCGCUACCUCACCUUCGCCAGCGCCCAGCGCAACCGCUGGGGCCACCCGCGCAGCUACCGCCUGCAGAUCGCCAGCUCCCCCGGGGAGCCCCUGCCGCCCAGCAGCCGCCUGGAGCGGGCCCUCAGCUGGGGCAGGUACCAGCUGGCCGUCACCCGGCGCAAGGAAGAGGAGCCCGCCAGCUCCAGCGUCUACAACCAGAACGACCCCUGGACGCCCACCGUCGCCUUCGCCGACUUCAUUGACAACGAGACCAUCGCCGGCGAGGACCUGGUGGCCUGGAUUUCCCUGGGCUUCCUGCACGUCCCCCACGCCGAGGACGUCCCCAACACGGCGACGGUGGGCACCAGCGUCGGCUUCAUCCUCCGGCCCUACAACUACUUCGACAAGGACCCCUCGGCCGACUCCCCCGACAGCGUUUACCUCGGGGGCGAGCGGGACGCGGGGGGCUGCAGCGCCCACCCCCUGGGCUGCUCGACCGCGGCAGCCGCCUGCGCCCCCCACCUGCCCCCCUUCCGCUACGGCGGCUUCCUCAACCUCAGCCUCAGCAUGCUGCCGCCGCAGCCCUGACCCCCUCCUGCCGCCCUGCGGGUGCCCCCGGCGCCUGCCCCCCCCCCGACCCCCUGCUGCACCCCGCGCUGCAGCGUCGGGUUUGCCGAGGGGCUCCGCUCCCCUUUCGGCACUGCUGCAUCACCCCGGGCCCGGGAGGCGGCCCCGAACCCCUGCAAAACGGUGCCUCGAGGUGCCCGGGGGGCCGGGCACAGGCCGGGGCUCCUGCCGCCUCGCCAACGUCGGGCGGGCGCCCGGGGCUGCGGAUGCAGCUUGGGUGCCGCUCCGGGACGCUGCCCCCGGCGUCCGCCUGUGCCCAGCCGCCCUCGCAGCCCUGCAGCGCGCGGAGCCUGUCCGCGGGGCCAGACGCGGGUCGCUGCAGCCGGGCGCCCAGGGCUGCGUGCUGCCCUCGCAGCGCCGACAGCUCCUGCAAGCAGCCCCGAGCGAGAUGUCCCCGCUGCCCCCAGGUGCUGGGGUGAAGCCGGGCCCCCCCCACAUCACCCCCACCCUGGGCCGGGCACGGGGACGGCGUGCCGGGAGCUGGCCGGGGCCCCCGCUGCAGCACCGGGGUGGCUGGCGGUCCAGGGCCCCCCAGCGCUGCCGCGGACCUCUUGCAAUAAACGGGCACCCGGGUGCGUUUCCCAA